Molecule: messenger RNA, 693 nt
Organism: Humulus lupulus (European hop)
Lineage: Eukaryota; Viridiplantae; Streptophyta; Magnoliopsida; Rosales; Cannabaceae
Exons: 3
Coding region: 1-693 (230 amino acids)
Source: RefSeq, a predicted model, not a curated record
AUGGCGUCCAAUUCUGGAAGUGCGUCAUCUCCCUCCGCUCACAUCGAAGCUCCGGUUGAUCCUCCUCCUGCAGUCACACAUGCUGCUCUUCCUAACAACAAUCUUAUUCUGCUCAAUCUUCGUCUUGAUCGGACUAAUUACACCUAUUGGAGAUCUCUAGUUUUGUUUGCUGUUUGUGCCUAUAAUCUUGAAGGCUAUGUGCUUGGAACAAUUCCUACACCACCUGCUAAUCUUGCAGUGUUAGAUUUCAGCUUGUGUUUAUGGAGGAUUGUUGGAAUUGAUGGAAGUUUUAAUUGGGGUUUGUCUUGGAUUUUGCUAAAGAUUGUUUUUGCAAAUUUGUUUUCCACGAAUUCCAAGGCCAGUCUUCUCCAGAUCCGAGCUCUACUUCAAUCCACAAAGAAAGGCUCCUCAUCUGUUGAUGAAUACGUUCUCAAGAUGAAGAACUAUGCCGAUACUCUUGCUGCUACAGGAAGACCUAUUUCAGAUGAUGAUCUUGUGCAAUACAUUCUUGGAGGAUUAGGUGCUAAGUAUGAAGCUGUUGUGGUUAAUCUCACCUCCCGCACUGAGCCUCUUACUCUUUCAGAGGUUCAAUAUAUUUUGCAAAGUCAAGAAAUGCGCAUUGAUCAGUUUGCAAGUGCCUCUGUUGAAAAUAUUCAAGCAAACUUUGUCUGUCUGUCUCAUGAUCUUAUUUGA